UUGAGAAGAACAAAAAAAAAAAAAAGUCAAACCGGAAGAACAAGAAGAGCCUUGGUUAAAAGUCCACCUGUCAAACUCUUCACUUUGUCAUUUCUCAGCUUCAUCAUCGAUCAUUCACAGAGCAGAACAUUGCUCUGCACUCUUCGGUCCAUUUUCUCCUCUCAAUAUUGCUCAAUCUACAUAUACUCAGGUGAGUGAUGAUGACCGGAGAAAGCCACGAGAGCGCACCUGCAGGUGGAAUCAAAUCACCGAUCGACGGCGAUCUGCUCGAUGAUGUAUCCCAGAGACCUCGUGUCAUCACUCCUUUUCCGUCUCCUAAACUCACCGAUUUACCUAUAUUUCAAGGUGAUCAUAAGGAGAGCUUGUAUUGGGGAACUUAUCGUCCUCAGGUGUAUUUUGGAGUUCGAGCCAGGUAUUCACUGAGAAACUUCCUUGUUGCACACCAAACGGAUCUAUUUGUCCGAGUUGCUAAGUUGAAAGAUGACGAAAAAUGCAGAACUCCUCAGUCCCUCGUCGCUGGCCUGAUGUGGCUCGGUGCGAAAGAUGAUGGGAAGCAUUUGUUGAGGCACUUCUGUGAAAACUCUGAUGAUCUCAAGUCUUUUGGGUGGAGAGAACACAAUGGGAUAGAUUUUGGGAGGCAAGAGCUUCUUCAACAAGAUAUGAUAUUGGAGACAAGUUUUGUCAAGUCCAAAGAAGGAAGCCUUGGCUAUGGAGGAGAUUGGUCAGUUCGAAUCAACGUCAAAAAUAAAAGGAUGAAUGAUGAUGUAAAGAAAAGAGUGCAUCUCUUCUUCUAUGUAGCUGAUGAAGGUGGUGAUGUAGUGAGUUUAGGCAAAGAUGUAUUAAGUCUUAAAGAUAGUUCUAUUCUUGCUUCCGGUUCACGUGCUGAUGUUGGAAACUGGCAGAUGCACUUAAAAUCACAGGAUCAUCUUGAGACACAUUACUGCGGUUUCAAGAAGCCUGACAUUGUCAGUCUGUCUAAUAAUGUUCAGCAAGAUCUCGUUGUACAGGAAAGGAAGUGUGGACAACUUCAGCUCUCUGACACAUCAGAGGAUUCUUCAAGCAUUUAUGUUUUUCAGAUUUCAACGACGACUCAAUCUACUAUAGAUAUCGCGUUCGUCACUGGGAUAAGAGAAGAAACUUCUGACGUGGAAAAGCGUAUACUGAGUCUUACAGGUUUGCCACUGUCUAGUCUACUUGAAGAGAAACAUAUAGCUUUUGAUGCAAAGUUCAAGGAAUGCUUCCACCUUUCUGAAAAGCUUGAUCCUGAGACUUUGGUGGUUGGUAAAGCUGCAAUUGGGAACAUGCUUGGUGGCAUUGGUUACUUCUAUGGUCAAUCCAAAAUUCAGAUUCCUAGAAACUCUCAGGUGCAGCCAAAAGGAGAGGAUGAUUUCUUGCUGUAUUGGCCAGCCGAGCUGUACACAGCGGUUCCAAGCCGGCCUGUGUUUCCCAGGGGCUUUUUGUGGGACGAAGGUUUCCAUCAACUGUUGAUCUGGCGCUGGGAUUUUCGUAUAACUUUGGAAAUAGUUGGAAACUGGUUAGACCUGAUGAACAUAGAUGGAUGGAUUCCUCGUGAGCAAAUUUUAGGCGAUGAAGCUCUGAGUAAGAUUCCAAAGGAGUACGUUGUUCAGAUCCCAAGUAAUGGCAAUCCACCUACACUUCUUUUGGUGAUACGCGAUCUGAUAAAUGGGAUACGGGCAGAGAAAUUUAACAAGCAAGAAAGAGAUGAAAUCUUGUCAUUCCUUGAUCGAGCUUUUGUACGGCUAGAUGCAUGGUUUCAAUGGUUCAAUACUUCCCAGAAAGGGAAGGAGAAGGGAAGUUACUUUUGGCAUGGUAGAGACAGUUUAACAAAUCAGCAACUAAACCCUCAGUCUCUUUCAUCGGGUUUGGAUGAUUAUCCACGGGCUUCACACCCAACUGAAGAUGAGAGGCAUGUCGACCUCAGAUGUUGGAUGUAUCUCGCCGCAGAUUGCAUGAACUCCAUCACAGAUUUUCUUGGGGAAAAAGGCAGACUUGUGACGGAGGUGGACUACAGCUCAAUUGUCAAGCUGCUUUCAGAUUUCAAUCAGCUGAAUCAGAUGCACUAUGACCAUGAUCAUGGGGCUUACCUCGACUUUGGUAAUCAUACAGAAGACGUUCGGUUAAUCUGGAAAGAGGUAACUAGAGAAGAUGGAAGCGUAUCUCGAGAGCUUGUAAGGGAGACAUUUGGGAAGCCAGAGCUAAGAUUGGUUCCUCACAUUGGUUACGUCAGCUUCUUUCCCUUCAUGUUUAGAAUCAUCCCACCUGAUUCUUCAAUCCUAGAGAAACAGCUCGAUCUCAUUUCAAACAGGAGCAUCGUAUGGAGUGACUAUGGACUACUUUCACUUGGCAAAACUAGUUCUUUGUACAUGAAGUAUAACACUGAGCACGAAGCACCAUAUUGGAGAGGUGCAAUAUGGAUGAACAUGAACUACAUGAUUCUUUCUUCCCUCCACCAUUACUCCAUAGUUGAUGGACCUUUCAGCGACAAGGCAAGAAGCAUUUACGAGGAACUAAAGAGCAACCUGAUAAGGAACGUGGUUAAAAACUAUAAUGAGACUGGAUAUAUCUGGGAACACUACGAUCAAACAAAAGGAACUGGAGAAGGUGCACGUGUCUUCACCGGCUGGUCUGCGCUUAUCCUCUUGAUCAUGUCUGAAGAGUAUCCUCUCUUUUAGUAACCUUUUUGAUUAUUUGUAACUUUGGACUUCAAAAUCUUACCACACGUGUUUGUGAACAAAAAUAAGAAAAUCUCUUCCAAAAGACUAUAAUGAAAAACAAAAUCACACAAUACAUCAAUAUUUUAUAGCUCAGAUACUAGGUACAUGUUAAAAAAGUCCAAAGCUAGCCUUGUCGUGUCUGAGCAUAACAAUGAGCACAUCCCCCAAUAGUAAAGAAAUGAGACAUUAGAAGCUGGAGAAAUUGUAGAUCCGCAUCUAUGUGUCUUGAGUCAUUUCAGUAUCUUCAGACACCAUGAUCUCCAUAUCCCUCAUGUCUCGCUUCAAUACGUUCCCAAGCCUUCCUAUGGCUUCUGUCUCGUGUUGCAAUACCUCCUGCAUAUCGAUCAGGCUCUGCUCGUCUAUUUUAGUUGAUCCCGGGAGAUAAAUGGAACUACCACCAGCAAAGGAAUUUACUUGAGCGCGAGAUAUUGUCUGCAGAUUUUGCACCCUCCUAGAAAGCUCUGCUCCAGGACCUUUCACACCUGUCUUGUUAUUCCAGUUAACUUCUCAGAUAGCUCGGCCUCUCCUUUUGUCAAGGGUAACCGGAAACCCUUCCCCUCUAAGCCUUCUAUUAUUCUCAUCACCCUCAACAUGCGUCUUUGAAGAUUCUGCUCCUUCUGUCUCAUCCUUUCGAUAGAUGGAAAAGUAUGUGCUUGCAAAUGUCUCUGAAGCUUUUAACGUUGCUUUGAGUCGUUUUAAUUCUUUCCCUAUCUGAGACGAGAACUUCAUCUUGAAGCUGUAGGCGCUGAGAAAGAUCUUUAAAGCCUUGCACAAGCUGAGGCCACAGGCGCUCUCUCUCUGUUGAAUCCAUGCCUUCAAGUUUGCUCAUGGCCUCUGCCCACAUUAUAUCUGAUACAGCUGCAGGCUUCACUCGGUACUGUUGUUCAGUCACACUGAACAAAAGAUGCUGCAGAGCAUACUUGGGAUUCGUUGGAUCUUCCUUAUACGCUUCAAUGAUGGCCUACAUCAAAAUCGGCGAGAGAGAAAGUAAUGGGAGCGACGGGAGCCAUCUGAGUAGUCAAUUGCGCAUUUGGGAAAGGUGUCUGCUGCUGUGGCGUAUUGAAUGGUGACUGAUAACCAAAACCAGAAGAUGGCGGUUGCUGGAACAGCGAGGUCGGCUGUUGCUGCUGCUGCUGCUGCUGUGGCUGUUGGGAUGAGAACGGAGAAGAGAAGAGUGAGGAGCCAAAUCCGCCAGAGGAGAAGGAAGGUACCGAAGGCGUUCCGAACGCCGGCGUGGCUGAAGGUGUACCGAACGCCGGCGUGGCUGAAGGUGUACCGAACGCCGGGGAAGGCGAUGGAGUACCAAAGGCGGGCGUUGAAGACGCUCCGAACGCCGGUGUGGACGAUGGAGUGCCGAACGCCGGCGAGGAAGAGGGAGUGCCAAACAUUGGGAAUAGAGAGGUUAGAUCUCUGUGGUGAGGGAGAGAGAGAAGGUGAAGGUUUUAGGCAAAAGGCGCCAUUCGGAGAAAUCUAAAAACGCAGCUCAAGUGUUCGACGAAAUUCCCGGCCUUAGGCUUCCGUGAGUCAUCAGCUUUAGGGUUUUUUGUUCAAUUUUUUUCUUUCCUUUUUUUUUUUCAAAGGGUUUUGGCAACUUUGUUGCCUUUUGUCGAAAGCCAAAUAUAUCACCA
Molecule: messenger RNA, 4363 nt
Organism: Thlaspi arvense
Lineage: Eukaryota; Viridiplantae; Streptophyta; Magnoliopsida; Brassicales; Brassicaceae
Source: the annotation of a GenBank genome assembly